Molecule: messenger RNA, 5272 nt
Organism: Dermochelys coriacea (leatherback sea turtle)
Lineage: Eukaryota; Metazoa; Chordata; Testudines; Dermochelyidae
Gene: FILIP1
Product: filamin A interacting protein 1
Source: RefSeq, a predicted model, not a curated record
CAACAAAGUCAUUGCUGUAACAGUGUGUGAAGAGAGCAGAAGAGGGGAAAUACAAUCUCAGAACUAAACUGCCAAAGCCUAACACCACCUAGCAACAGUUGAAAAACUUUUUAAACAAAAGUCUGGGUGUGAGACAGACAGAGCAUACCUCCUAUUUCUCCUGACUAGGAUUUCUGUGAGGAGAAACUACAUUCCUCUUCUGCUCUCUACCCUAUUUUCUGCAUUACUUCAGCUGCUGGUAGACCUAGAAGAGUGGAAAAAGCUUAUCUCUGUGGAUGCUUCUGCACUGGAUACUUUUCUAGGUCUUAAAUCUGCCUGGGUAGUGUGGAGCAAGUUGCUGUGAUCUACCAAGAACAAACUGACAUUGUAGAAUACAUUCCCAGGUUCCUACUGCUGUCAGGUGGGGAUGAGAUCCCGAAAUCAAGGUGGAGAAAGCUCUCCUAAUGGGCAUUUCUCCAGUUCUAAGCCCAUUGUCAGCAAUGCAGAGAAUGAAAACCUUCAGGAAGAUGCCAAGAAACAGAACAAAUCUCAUCAAAAGGAAGAGGAGGUCAUGGUCUCAGGGACUGUAAAACGACACUUAAAAUCACCAGCACCUGGUGAACGAAAGAACAAGAAAUCCAUAGAACUUUCUAAAGAGGACUUAGUCCGGCUCCUCAGUAUAAUGGAAGGAGAAUUGCAGGCUAGAGAAGAUGUCAUCCACAUGCUGAAGACAGAGAAAACCAAACCUGAAGUUUUAGAGGCCCACUAUGGAUCUGCAGCUCCAGAGAACGUGCUGCGAGUGUUGCAUAGGGAUGCCAUCCUUGCCCAAGAAAAAUCUGUAGGGGAAGAUGUCUAUGAGAAACCCAUUUCAGAGCUGGACAGACUGGAAGAAAAGCAGAAAGAGGACGUAUCGCGCAUGUUGGAACAGCUCCUCUUGGCCGAGAAGUGCCAUCGGCGCACAGUUUAUGAGCUGGAAAACGAGAAGCAUAAACAUACAGAUUACAUGAACAAAAGUGAUGACUUUACCAACCUCUUGGAGCAGGAGCGUGAAAGGUUAAAGAAGCUUCUUGAACAGGAAAAAAUCUAUCAAGCCCGUAAGGAGAAAGAACACACAAAGAGACUCAAUAAACUGAGAGACGAACUGGUCAAACUCAAGUCAUUUGCACUCAUGCUGGUGGAUGAGAGACAAAUGCAUAUUGAACAACUUGGUCAGCAAAGUCAGAAAAUACAAGAUCUUGCUCAGAAACUAAAGGAAGAAGAAGAAAAGCUUAAAGUUAUUAGUUCAAAAACAAAAGAAGAUGGACAAAAAUUGAUGAAGUUAGAAGCAGAACUUGAACACAAGACAUUAUCAUUUUCUCAAGAGCAUGAGGAGAUGACCACUAAACUGGGUAAUCAAGAGUCACAUAAUAGACAGCUGAGACUUAAGUUGGUUGGUUUGACUCGUAGAAUUGAGGAGCUAGAAGAAACUAACAAAAAUCUUCAAAAGGCUGAGGAAGAACUUCAGGAAUUAAGAAAUAAAAUAGCAAAAGGAGAAUGUGGAAACUCUAGCUUGAUGGCUGAAGUGGAAAACCUACGCAAGCGUGUACUUGAAAUGGAAGGCAAAGAUGAGGAGAUCACAAAAACUGAAUCCCAGUGUAGAGAGCUGAAAAAGAAACUGCAAGAGGAAGAACAUCAUAGCAAAGAGCUGAAACUUGAAGUGGAAAAAUUGCAGAAGAGAAUGUCAGAACUGGAGAAGCUGGAAGAGGCUUUUAGUAAAAGUAAGUCUGAAUGUACCCAGUUGCACUUAUAUCUGGAGAAAGAAAAGAAUUUAACCAAAGACUUAAUAAGUGAGUUGGACAUGGUGAAGACUCGAGUGAAAGAUCUUGAAUCUUCAGAAAGUAAGUUGGAAAAAGCUGAACUAAGCUUAAAGGAGGACCUUACCAAGCUGAAGUCAUUUACUGUCAUGCUGGUGGAUGAAAGAAAAAAUAUGAUGGAAAAAAUAAAGCAGGAAGAAAGAAAAAUUGAAGGUCUGAACAAAAAUGUUAAAGUGGAACAAGGUAAAGUUAUGGAUGUGACUGAGAAACUAAUAGAUGAAAGUAAGAAGCUUUUGAAACUGAAAACUGAAAUGGAGGAAAAAGUGUCCAGUUUAACAAAGGAAAGAGAUGAAUUAAUUGGGAAACUGAAAAGUGAAGAAGAAAAAUCCUCUGAACUGAGUUGUAGAGUUGAUUUGUUAAAGAAAAGAAUUGAAGGUAUAGAGGAAGUAGAAAGAGAAAUAGCAAGAGGUCGAGCCAGAAAAGGACCAGAACUUGCUUAUCAUGAGGACAACAAGAUUAAAGAACUAACCAUUGAAAUUGAAAGACUGAAAAAACGUCUCAAACAAUUGGAAGUGGUUGAAGGAGACUUGAUGAAGACAGAGGAUGAAUAUGAUCAGCUGGAGCAGAAAUUUAGGACUGAGCAGAACAAAGCUAACUUCCUUUCUCAACAACUGGAGGAAAUGAAGCUCCAGAUUGCCAAAAACAAAGCAAUAGAGAAGGGUGAAGUGGUGAGUCAGGAAGCAGAGUUGAGGCACAGGUUUCGGUUAGAAGAAGCUAAAAGCAGAGAUUUGAAAGCAGAAGUGCAAGCUCUUAAGGAAAAAAUUCAUGAGCUGAUGAACAAAGAAGACCAGCUUUCCCAGCUCCAAGUUGAUUAUUCCGUUCUUCAGCAAAGAUUUAUGGAAGAAGAAGAUAAAAACAAAAAUAUGGGUCAGGAAGUCCUGAACUUAACAAAAGAGUUAGAGCUUUCUAAGCGUUACAGUCGUGUCCUCAGACCCAGCAUGAAUGGUAGAAGAAUGGUAGAUGUUCCUGUGACAUCCACUGGGGUGCAGACUGAUGCAGUAAGCAGUGAAGCAGCAGAAGAAGAAACCCCAGCCGUGUUUAUAAGGAAAUCCUUCCAAGAGGAAAAUCACAUCAUGAGUAAUCUGCGACAGGUAGGAUCGAAAAAACCCAUAGAACGCUCAUCUGUGCUUGACAGGUAUCCCCCAGCAGCAAAUGAGCUUGCAAUGAGGAAAUCCUGGAUACCAUGGAUGAGAAAAAGAGAGAAUGUGUCCCAGGCAGCUCAUGAUAAAGGAGCCAGAACACAUGGUAGCCCUGGACAUCCUGGAGAGGUUGUCCUUUCCCCAAAGCAGGGGCAACCUCUUCAUAUUCGGGUGACUCCAGAUCAUGAGAAUAGUACAGCUACUCUGGAGAUAACUAGCCCAACAUCUGAGGAAUUCUUUUCAAGCACCACUGUCAUUCCAACCUUGGGAAAUCAGAAGCCACGGAUUACCAUCAUUCCCUCUCCAAAUGUGUCGCAAAAAGGAAAAGGUGGUGAAAGCUCAGUGGGCCCAGAGCGUGCUAUGUCACCUGUUACUAUAACUACAUUCUCCAGAGAAAAGUCCUCAGAUGGAGGAAGAGCUCCUUUCAUGGAAAGACCCACGUCCCCAAUUCAGAUUAUGACAGUAUCUACGUCUGCAGCACCAGCAGAAAUCUCUGUCUCUCCAGAAUUGCAGGAUAUGACUAUGGGAAGGGCUGUUUUCAAAGUAACACCAGAAAAACAAACUGUCCCAACCCCAAUCCGGAAGUACAAUGCCAAUGCAAACAUUAUAACAACAGAGGACAACAAAAUUCACAUUCACUUAGGUUCUCAGUUUAAACGCUCCCCUGGUGCUGCUUCUGAGGGAGCUAGUCCUGUGAUAACAGUCAGACCAAUGAAUGUUGCAGCAGAAAAGGAGGUUAUGACUGGUACCGUCCUUCGUUCCCCCAGGAACCAUUUCUCCUCCAGGCCUGGAGCAAGCAAAGUGACAAGUACCAUAACUAUAACUCCAGUUACAACAUCAUCCACACGAGGAACACAAUCAGUGACAGGACAGGAUGGGUCAUCACAGAGACCUACACCCACCCGUAUUCCUGUGUCAAAAGAAAGUGUCAUCAUUCAUCAGUUACGCAUGAACUCUAGAUGAGAUACCAUACCCAAUGUAUUCUAUAUGUGUGCACUUCCUCUCCACACCAGUUGGAUGGAUCACUGUUGAAGCCCUCUACCACUAUCACCAUGGUCUCCUGUGCUACUGAUCACUGACAGAAGUUUUUUACUGCUUCCAUUGGAUUAUUAUGAUUAUUUGUAGAGUUUUUAAAAAUAAUGGCCUUGUUGAUAUUUUGAAAAUAUGUAGAGAAAGAGAAAAGCAGUUAUGGUGCCCACUGAAUGUUACUCUUAUUUUGCAAAGCCUAAGGCACCUGCUUGAUUUGGUUUGGUGGUGUUUCCAUAUAAUUUAUUUUUAUAAAACACUUUAAUGUAACUUUCCCCAAACCUUCCAAUCGCUAAAUGGCAUGUUAAUUUGUAGAAUGUACUGUCAAAAUUCUUAGUGUUUGAUUGAUAUUUUUGUAUUAAAGACAGGAAAGAACGUUUAAAUUUUAAUCUGAACAGUGCUUUCUUUAUUUUUAACAGAAGUAUGCAACACAUUUUCCUGCCACCAUAUGAAUAUGAGACUAAAUGCUCAAAGGACUGCCAUAAAGGGUAUACUGGUAUACAAUUUUUCUUGCACUGUGCAGAGGUUCAGCAUAAAACUGAGUACUAACAAACCAAAGCCCUGAAGUACUACCUGAUUUUAAAGAUUAUUUUUAAACAUUGUAAACCAGUUUUCACUAAGCUGUGAUUAUUAUUAUUUUACAAUGUGUUUAUUUCUGCCUGUACUGAAAAAAGUCAAUUUUCUUCAUACUGUAACAAAUAAAUUUUCACAAGAAUAUAAAUGUAACGAAGUGUUUGGAUUAUGCCACAAAUGUCUAAGGCUAACAGUGUUGAAGUUAAUCUUGUUUGUUUUAUUUUAUAGUAAGUACUACUGAUAAAAAAGGAAUUGUAUGGUUUUUGUAGUUGCCAUCUUUAGGCUGGUAUUUCAUUACAGUAUCACAGUGCACACUAUAUGCAUUCAGAUAUUGUCAGUACUAUGAAGAAAGAUCUAUCAUCUGGCAAAUUUAAUGAUGCCACUGUUUCUAACUUUGAGUUUUCACUAUGCUAUCAAAUAUCACAUCUAUAUAAGUAUAAGGAAACUGUAUUGUAAAGAUGGCCAAAUGAUCAUAUAACAAGACCCCAUGUAUGCCACUGCAAGGUGCACUUAAAUUUUCCAGCAAUGGCCCUUCCAUGAUUGAUGCUGCAUUCUGAAGAAGCAUAAUGAGAAUUCUGUGGCAGCUACAUUUGAAUUAAAAAUGGAUUUUUAAAUGAAUUAUAUAUGAAAUUGAAUAGAACCUGUAUGGUAUCCCUCAUGCUAUUUAUUUUUUAUAAUAAAUUCAUUUUAUUUUAAAUUUUC